AUGCUUGAUACCCUCAAUGGCGAUCCGUGGGCAGUCCUCGCUCCGCUUGUACCCGAUGGCGACAUUCAGCCGGUGGUAGCUGAGCUUUCGAAAGCGCUGCCAGAAGUGAUUGGCCACGUGUUAUCCGAGCUCCGAGACCAGCUCCGACGCCACCAACACCCGCUUUCCAAUAGUGACAGCGCCACCUACAAGUUCCUUGUCCACACCUAUUUACAAUGUCUUAUGUUGCCCAAUGCUCCCAAAGAGGCCGUACACCUCCACCAAUUGCUUCCUUUACUUAACCAGUUGUAUCUGGAGGUGUAUUCAGCGUGUCAUCUGAUGGUGAUGAUGAUCGUGGUCAAAUUGCUCAAAGACUCGCCCGAUUCGACUCGGGAAGUGAUUCAAGACUACUUGGAAGUGGAGUACGAUCAGGACCACAUGGAUACGGUCACUUACCUCAAUUUUAUCCAAGUUAUGACGGAAUUGUUCCCGUUAGUGCCUGAAAUCGUGGUGCCCAUAUACACCGAUAAACACAAGUGCCAGCGCCAUAUCGACGACAAAUUGGCCACUAAUAGUCACGACACGUUACUCAUCACUGUGACACUUGAGUUGUUCUCGGCGCUGUGUAUUAAUGACGAGUGCCGUAACUUCAACUUACAGUACGUGCCUGCGCUUAAACAAGCGAUGGAGAGUCGAGUGGACUCAGUGAGACUCUUGGCUACAGUGUGCGUGAUUAAGUUGUGGAAUUUCAUCAAGACUAAGGAUAUCCCCGUGGAGAAACUUGCGCAAGAGCUUAUGGUCAAUUUAGACCGCGUGGAGGCAAUUGAAGGGUUAGCGUACUUGCUGCUUAACCUGAAGGUGAAACUGUUAGUUCGUCGUGAUGAACAGGCCAUCGACAAAAUCUUGAAUGCGGUGAAAACUGAUGCUUAUGGGGCAUUAGUGGUACUUGCCAAUUUGACACUGGUGGGGGAACAAACCACUCAGCUGAGGUUCAAACAGGCGAUGACCCCUGGAGCGGCUCCUGAUGACUCUGGUGAGGACUCCAAAGUGGCCGUUGACCGGUUUAACCACGCUCUUCUCUUCCAACACCCGUUAAUUGCCACCAUUGCCAAAGUGCCUGAUUCCUCUGCUGUCGUCGACCGCGUGGUUACCGUGAUCUAUAAUGUGGCUAACGUGUUUGAACCGAGUCAGCAACGUGUUGUCCGAGCUGAGUUGGUGAAACAGGGGGCUUUGAAAGUGGUGGUUAAUUACUUGGGCAAAUAUCUGAAAGUGGAAAAGCUCAAGCUCGAUACGCGUCCCUUAGAAGGUACCGACGUUGAUCUGAGGCUUAAUGCGAUUAGAGCAAUGGCGAAAAUGGUGAUUUCCACUAAUCCAGCGUUGGCGUUUGGCCUGAUUGACGCUAAGCUGAGUGUCCCGUUUUUGAUAGAGUUAUUGGGGCCCAAUAUCUCCCAGUACCAAGGGCAACUCCAAUCCAAGCCUAGUGGUGCUAACGACGGCUAUUUAUACGAGAAAGUGACUCAAGUCGACAAGUACGACGCUAUUCUCGCCCUCACCAACCUCACGCUGUUGCCUGAUAAACAGCUCCGCGUUUUGAUCAUCAGUCGUACGUUUGACGACUACCUCACCCAUUUAAUUAUUGACCUGGACCACCCGCCAUUACAACGAGCGGCGUGGGAGCUUGUGCUGAACCUCAUUUCCGAGCCGGCGAUGCUCGCCAAAUUUUUCAAUUUGGAGCUUCCCGAGAACGAGAAGAGACUUCAAUUGCUUAUAAAGCUUCUUGAUGCGUCAGACGUCAAGCUCCAGUGCGUGAUUGCUGGCUUAUUGGCCAAUGCCACGUCAGAAUACGAUAUGAUCACCCAAUUGCUUGUGACUACGGAGUCCGUAAAGACUCCUUUGCUCAAGAUUAUCAGCCAUAUCUUGCUCAACGAAACCUCCGAAUCGGAUUUGGUGCUACGGGUGGCGUACGUGGUGUCGAACUUGGUAUAUUGCGCCGCCAACCACGGCGUGAACUUGGGUGAUGCCGAGUUGAAGCAGGCACUCGCGGUGACUCCGGGAGGAGAGGCCCAGGAAGUGCUUGCCGACGCUGCCCGGGUGUUGACCCAGUCAGCUAAAUAA
This is a messenger RNA of Diutina rugosa, 2094 nucleotides long. RefSeq lists its product as uncharacterized. The record is from RefSeq and is a predicted model, not a curated record. NCBI's taxonomy places the organism in Eukaryota, Fungi, Ascomycota, Pichiomycetes, Serinales, Debaryomycetaceae. The transcript has a single exon. The coding region runs from base 1 to 2094 and encodes 697 amino acids.